Molecule: messenger RNA, 1047 nt
Organism: Stylophora pistillata
Lineage: Eukaryota; Metazoa; Cnidaria; Anthozoa; Scleractinia; Pocilloporidae
Product: deaminated glutathione amidase
Molecular function (GO): hydrolase activity, acting on carbon-nitrogen (but not peptide) bonds, in linear amides
Source: RefSeq, a predicted model, not a curated record
AAUAACCAUCUGACCAUCUGCGAUGGCUGAUAGCUUAUAAUUUCUCCCCUUUUUAUUGAAUCUGAUGAUUUAUGUAUCUGUCAAACAGUUCAUUGCUACUGCACGAUAUAGAUUUAAACUCAGAUCACCACUUGAGAGCUCUAAAGAGAUAAGGUACCGUUUUUUUGGAUUCUUCAAUCGGCGAGAAUUUGCCUUCAUAACCGGGCAAGUCAUGGGAGACAAUCAGCUGACCGAUUCUGGAGCCACUCUCGUCGCAGUUUGUCAGAUGAACUCCACCAGUGAUGUAGAACGUAACCUGGGAAUUUGCAAAGAUUUGAUAAACAAAGCCAAGUCCAGAGGGGCCAAGGUUGUGUUUCUUCCUGAAUGUUUUGACUAUGUGGGAGAAAACAGUGAACAAUCUUUGUCAAUGGCAGAACCACUGGAAAGUACAAGAAUGCAAAGUUUAUGUGAAUUAGCGAAAGAACUGGGUGUGUGGCUCUCUCUUGGUGGAUACCAUGAAAAGGGCCCACCAGAUGACAAGAGGCUGCGUAACUCCCAUGUCAUUGUUAAUGACCACGGCUCCAUAGUUGCAGUGUAUCGUAAAAUACAUCUGUUUGAUAUUGAUGUAAAAGAUGGACCCAGGCUUAAGGAGAGUGACACCUGUAUCCCUGGUGACCAGAUAGUACCACCUGUGCCCACCCCUGUGGGGAAUGUUGGCCUGGCCAUUUGUUAUGAUGUACGUUUUCCAGAGCUGUCCCUUAUUUUAGCCCAGCAGGGAGCCGACAUCUUAACAUUCCCAUCAGCAUUUACUCAGAUCACCCGAUCAGCACACUGGGAGGUUUGUACAAAUAAUGUUUACUGACUAUGCCUUUUAUCAGAGGUCUCCAAAUCUAACAAACUCUAAAUUGCAGUAACAGAAACAAGCUACUUUUCUCUGAUAGCUAGAUAGAUAGUGGAAGCAAAAUUUCAAAUUCAAACUUGUUGUACCCGGCAAAGAUUUAGAUAAGACGGACGUUUAAUUCUGAAUCUUUGCUAUCUUUUUUCGAAAGGAUGGCUGACUUUUAAGUA